Molecule: messenger RNA, 2436 nt
Organism: Chelonoidis abingdonii (Abingdon island giant tortoise)
Lineage: Eukaryota; Metazoa; Chordata; Testudines; Testudinidae
Source: RefSeq, a predicted model, not a curated record
CCCUCAGGCCAGGGAGACGCGCAGGGACGAGUCUGGAGCAGAGGCGCAUCUCUGUGAGUUCUGUGUGGCAACAGUGUUUUUAUCUUCUAAUUAUGUCUGAUUUCAUCAUGUCUUCUGAGGAAAAUGUUGCAAGCCAGACUUCCACCCAGAGUGAGGAUCCAGAGCAGCAUCAACAGAAUGUUGUGAGCAGGGUGGCCAACCUGCCUCUGGUCAGCUCCACCUAUGACAUGGUCUCCACAGCCUACACCUCCACCAAAGAGAAUCACCCCUACAUCAAAUCCGUCUGUGAUGUGGCGGAGAAAGGCGUGAAGACCAUCACCGCCGCGGCUGUCGGUGGCGCCCAGCCGAUCCUGACCAAACUGGAGCCACAGAUUGCAACAGUGAACGAGUAUGCAUGCAAGGGGCUGGAUAAACUGGAGGAGAAGCUGCCAAUUCUUCAACAGCCAACUGAAAAGGUUGUGGCUGACACCAAGGAGCUGGUGUCUUCCACCGUGACCGGUGCUAGAGAUGCUGUCUCCAACACAGUCAACGGAGCGAAGGAUGCUGUGACAGGGGUGGUGGACAUGGCCAAAGGAGCUGUCCAGGGAAGCAUGGAGAUGACCAGAUCAGUGGUGACCAGCAGCAUGAACACAGUCAUGGGGUCCAGAAUGGGCCAGAUGGUGGUGACCGGAGUGGAUGCCAUGCUGGGGAAAUCAGAAGAGCUGGUAGAUCAUUACCUCCCCAUGACAGAUCAAGAACUAGCUAAACUGGCCACAUCUGUGGAAGGCUUUGAAAUGGCAUCUGUGGAGCAGCAGAAGCAGCAGCAGAGUUACUUUGUGCGCCUGGGGUCCCUGUCCACCAAGCUCCGCCACCGAGCCUACCAGCACUCCCUGGGCAAGCUGAGGCAUGCCCGGCAGAGCACCCAAGAGGCUCUGUCCCAGCUCCACCAAACCAUAGAACUGAUUGAAUACGUAAAGCAGGGUGUGGACCAGAAGCUCCAUGAUGGCCAGGAGAAGCUACACCAGAUGUGGCUGGAGUGGAGCAGGAGGCAGUCAGAGGGGAAAGAGGACUCUGACACUGCACAGCCAGAGGUGGAAUCUCGGACACUAGUGAUGUUCCGUGGCAUCACCCAACAGCUGCAAACCACCUGCCUGAACCUAAUGACCAAUGUCCAAGGCCUCCCCACCAGCAUCCAGGACAAGGUGCGGCAGCUCCGUCACAAUGUUGAAGAGCUCCACGCAUCCUUCUCCACUGCCCAUUCCUUCCAAGAUCUGUCCGGCACCGUCCUGACCCAGAGCCGGGAGAGGGUGGCCAAGGCCCGGGAGUCUAUGGAUGAGCUGCUGGACUACGUGGUGCAGAAUGCUCCCCUGCCUUGGCUGGUUGGACCUUUCGCUCCCAGGCUGGUAGAGAUCCCAGAAAUUCCAGCUGCUGGAAAGGAUGUGGAGGAGGAAGCUGCAGGUUGCACAGUUCAGCAAGGAGGAGAUGAGAAGAUGGACAGCACAGCCCAGCAAGCCUCUGUGCGAAAGGAGGACCCUUAGAAGGCUCCAUAUACCUGCAGUUGGCUUCUUGUGAGGGAAAGAGAUUGUAUGCAAUUCACUUGUGUGGACACAGGGGGGCUUGUGUGUGUGUGUGUGUGUGUGUGUGUGUCACCUGCAUCUGGGGAAGGGUGGCAGGAUGUUAAUGUAGAUAAGCUGGCUGUGCGUGGAACUCCCUGUUGGCCUCACUUCUGAGACUCUCUGCUCUCUUCCUUGUCAAUCUUUUGUGCCUUCUCAAGCUCUUCUGGGCGGCUCCUUCCACAAGUGAACUCAGGCCCAUGGCAGAAGCAUCACCUCAAAGCAAAGCCAGGGUGUCUCAAUGGGAGCUCUCUCUGUAAAGUGCCCUUAACUAGGGGCUUGCGCAGACUAGAGCAGGGAGAGGACACCAACCUUCAUGGCAAUAGCACUGAACUCCAGUUGCUAAUGGACCCGUAAGAUUUCAGUCAUCCAGACUCUUGAUUACAUCUGCAGUACUCAGGGGAUGUUAAGCCUGGAUUAGCUGUAGGGUUUGUUGCAGAACCUGUCCCUCUUAGGGUCUAUUCCCUUCAGCAUUCCCAGGGCAGCUGCAUCCUUAAAUGCAACCAAAAGGGAUCAUUAGAUAUUUUCUCAAUAUUUCCCCCUGCCGCCUGUUUGAAAUGGCCAGGCCUCCUGCUCUCGUGCUGUAAAGCCAUUCAGACCCUGACUGCCUAUGAAAUGACUCUUCUAGCCAAUAAAGCAGGAAUGACUCUGCCUUUGCAAAGAAGGCAUAAUUGGUGCAGGGCUAUCUGAGUGCUGAUCUUCCAAGGGGCUUGAUUGUAACUGAAAAUCAAUAGAGAAAAAUCUCAGGCUAAUUUUCGCUCUUGUAAGUGCCACUAAUGGUUUGUAUCUUGUAGAAUAACUAAGUUUUUUUUUUUUUUCCCACAAUAAAAUUUAUUAGCAGUCA